CGCUCCCCGCGCUCCCCGCGCUCCCCGCGCUCCCCCCUCCCCGGGGCUCAGGGCCGCGGUGGCCGCCCCGGGCGCGGCGCUGGGCAAACACACGGUCAAUGAUUAACCCGCCCGCCCUGCGCUCGCGGCCGCCGGGGACAGGGGGCCGGGCCCCGGGCGCGGCAGGCGGGACCCCGCGAGCACCGACGCGUCUCCGCGGGAUGGAAGGGGAAGCACCGGCCGAGCGAGUGGAGCAGGGGGGUGGCAGCAGGGUGGCUGGGGGGCUGCCCGGCUCCAGCACACGCUGCGAGCCCUCCCGGGGCCAGGGGGAUGGACCAGCAGUCACGGCAGCAGCCACCAACGCGGCCUUCGAGGGGGAUCCGCCGCCGUACUCGCCCCCAGACCCUAAGAGCGUUCACCUCCUCUACCCACCGUUCCCGGCCGGCUUCUCCCAGCAAGCUCCUGUCAUCUACCAGCCAGAGCCAGGGCCGUUCCCACACCAGGGCAUCCCCCCUGCGCCCAUGCCCUACGCUGCUUACAACGGGCAGCAGAGCACGGGCGCGCUGCCCACCGGCCACUGGCAGCACCAGCCCAAGGACUACAUGGUGGAGUCGGUGCUGGUGACCGUCUUCUGCUGCCUGCUGACAGGUGUCAUCGCCCUCGUCUACUCCCAUGAGACUCGGGCUGCGCUGAGCCGCGGAGACAUGGCCCAGGCAAACAUAGCGUCCAGAAAGGCCCGGUCGCUGGUCCUCUUCAGCCUCAUCUUCGGGUUGUUCGCCUCCAUCAGCUGGGUGGUCUAUGUCGUGGUGGUCCUGUACCUAUGACAGAGACCCCGAGCCCCAGGGACACGGCAGCUCCUGGCAGCUCACGUGGGGAGCCGGCAGGUGGAGCGGCCGCAGCCCCCAGGGGCAUCGCCGAGGCUGCCGUGGGAAACGGGCAACCACAGAGUGUUAUUGGGGCUGAGGGGCAGCGCCCGGCCUCGCUGGCAGGACGAGGAGCUGCUCCAGGGCUGGAUGUACCUUCCCCUGGGGGGAACCCCGAGCAGUGCUGCGUGGGAGCGGCGGCACUCUGCUCGGGGACAGGCGCUGCUGUGGGAUGGUCAGUCCCCUCACCAAGUGUCUCAGAGGUGCCAACCAAGACUGUCACAGAGGGAGUGUCUCAUAGAAUCGGGAUGGAGAUGGAGCCAAGGGCCAGAGCUGUGCCCCCGAGGCUGCAGCCGCUGCUCUGGCUGUGUGAGGAGCCCUCGCUGGUCACUGGUAACGUGAGAAGAUUGAAAAACCACCUGAUUCGCUUCUCCAGUGAUUUUGCACACACCAAUAUGCUGUAUUGCCACCUUCUUGCUGCUUCCAGAUUGAAAUAAAA
Messenger RNA from Colius striatus (speckled mousebird), 1341 nucleotides. RefSeq names its product proline rich transmembrane protein 1B (gene PRRT1B). NCBI's taxonomy places the organism in Eukaryota, Metazoa, Chordata, Aves, Coliiformes, Coliidae. The record is from RefSeq and is a predicted model, not a curated record. Bases 99 to 803 code for a protein of 234 amino acids. The transcript is spliced from 4 exons. Gene Ontology annotation, cellular component: membrane.